Messenger RNA from Thelazia callipaeda (thelaziosis nematode), 1452 nucleotides. NCBI's taxonomy places the organism in Eukaryota, Metazoa, Nematoda, Chromadorea, Rhabditida, Thelaziidae. The record is from the annotation of a GenBank genome assembly.
AUGGGGGCUAAUAAUACUUCAAAGAAUAUUGAAAGUAAAAGCAGUAAAGCAGACAUUCAUGAAAAUCACUGGGGAAGUUAUACGGGAAGCUUUCUCUCAAAGAAUCCUAGGCUUGCUAACAAUGUGAACAAAUUAAGGAUGCUCACGGCAUCUAUGUCAGGAUGCAUUUCUAGUGACAUACCAAUACAAAUAAUAUUGAAAAAUCGUGAAGUUGGCCAUCGACCUUGUAUUCGUACUUCAAAAGGUUAUUUUGAUGCACCUGAAAAUCCUUCAGGACCUUUUUUACCUUGUGACAGAGCAUCCAUAGUUAACAGAUAUCUACCGAACCGCAAAACCAUAAUCGAGAAAAUAGAAUCCAAGACAUUUUGUUGUUUGUAUUUACCAGGCCGUAAACUCGUAACUGCUAGUCAAGAUGACAAAUUACGUCUUUAUAUUCGAGAUGAGAAUUUGAUGCAUAAGUAUAAACUAGUAAACAAUUCAUCGGUUCCUGACGUUGGAUGGAGUAUUAUUGAUUUAGCAACCAACUCUGAUGGUACUCAGAUUGCAUGCUCAGCAUGGAGUGAAUCCAGUAAGUUUUCUUCUAGAUUUUCGCAGAGCACUAUAUUUAAGUAUUUUUAUUUUAAUGGUAUAUUCAGAUUUGCAUACUUUUCUUUGCGUUACACCAUGGAUGAUCUUCGUCUCAUAGCUGGAGGCUCUGAUGGUUAUAUAUAUAUUUUUUCUCAUGUGCAUCCACAGCUACAGUUGUUUCAAGCCCAUGAAGGUGACGUUAAUGCAAUACACUGCAUGAGUCAGGAUCCCAAUAUUUUUUGUAGUGGAGGAGAUGAUGGAUUGUGUAAGGUUUGGGACAUUCGUAUUCUUCCUAGUAAAGCACCUGUUGGUGUUUUUGCUGGACAUCGUCAUGGCAUUACUUACAUUGAUGGGCAUGGUAAUGGAAAAUAUAUUUUAACAAACAGCAAAGAUCAGACUGUCAAGAUUUGGGAUUUGCGCAAAUUUUCUUCGAGCUAUGCUGAAAAACAGACGCUUAGAGCAACGCAAAGGCAAACAUGGGAUUAUAGGUAUCAAGAUGUACCACGAUUUUUCAACCUUGCAAAACCCAUGAAGAUAAUUCCAUUUUUUUUACCCCCGAUAUAUUGCAUUAAAGGUGAUGGAUCUUUGAUGACUUUUCGAGGUCACUCAGUGCGGCACACACUUAUUCGAGCCAAAUUUUCACCGGAACGAACCGGAUUCCGUUACGUAUACUGUGGCAGUACGGAGGGCACUUUGUAUAUUUUCGAUAUUUUGACUGGAGAAUACGUCCGGAUGUUGAGUGGGCAUAAAAGUGUAGUUCGUGACUGCUGUUGGCAUCCGGAAGAAAAUGAGAUUGUGACAGUUGCAUGGGAUGGUUGCACAAUGAGAUGGUAUUGUGAUAUGUCUCCGGAGUAUGCUCUUGAAUUGGAAAGAGAUUCAGAUUAA